Papilio xuthus (Asian swallowtail) is the source of this 1054-nucleotide messenger RNA. RefSeq lists its product as uncharacterized. The record is from RefSeq and is a predicted model, not a curated record. The transcript has a single exon. Bases 319 to 891 code for a protein of 190 amino acids. Lineage: Eukaryota; Metazoa; Arthropoda; Insecta; Lepidoptera; Papilionidae.
GCUCGUUAGGCAUUUUCGUAAGCUCCAUUGCAGCGGCUCCUUGGCAGUCGGUACUCCGCACUCGGCAGGCGCCUCACGUCCGCGCUAUGAACAAUGACACCUCCUAAUCGGCCGCCGCUACGUAACCUCGCGCGCUCGUCUUAGGAGGCCAAUGUCGCGGUCCACUCGGACAGAAUAUCGAUUUUGAAGGAGAGGAUGACACAUCCGGCUAAACGGAAAUUUAGACAAGAAACUCGCUCGCCAACGGAAUAUGUAUAUAAGCGCAGCCGUCUUUGGCAAGGUAUCACUCGUUACCGAGCCGUCCAAGCAUAGAUAACUAUGAAGACUUUCGCUUGCGUCCUCCUGCUGGCAGCGAUGGGAGCCGCCGAGCCUCCGCUGUCUCGACAGUCGCGGAUCCAGUCCGCCAGGCAGCGGACCGAAGAGGCGCCCUAUCCCGCAGCCGGGUUCCGCCCAGCGACGGCGUUCGAGCUACCGAGUCGCGAAGCGGUCGCUCCGCCCUCGACGUCGUACGGCGUGCCUGCCACCAGCUACGGCGCCCCGCUCGCCACGUACGCCGCACCGAACACCGAGUACGGCCCGCCCGUCACCGAAGCUGGCGACGAUACGACAGAGGAGGUCGAAACUAUCGAAGGAAACGAAAACAAGAACGAGAAGGAGAGGCUCGAAGAGGGGCCGAAAGGCGAGGCUGAGGUGGUGAGAGCCGAGGGUGCGUACUACGUGCUGCUGCAGGACGGGCGGCUGCAGCGCGUGCAGUACCGCACAGAGAACGACGUACGCAACAUGGCAUACACGGCGCAGCUGCAGUACCGCGCCGAGGAGCGUGCGCCGCUGUACGUGUACACCGCCGCGCCUCAGUACCAGCCCGCCGCCGCUUACGUGCAGCUGCUCUGAACCCUUCUCUGAGGCUGCGUGUGCGUAUGCAUGAAAUAAAGAAACGAUCACUUUUUAAACUAAACUUCGUCAAACGUUGCUAAGGUGUUUUAAACUUAUUUCAAACACAAAGCACAUUUUAGAAACAAAAUAGAGUUAUAUUGAUAACGACAAUGACACGAAA